This is a messenger RNA of Drosophila albomicans, 4157 nucleotides long. Its product is annotated as FHIP family protein GJ17503. Lineage: Eukaryota; Metazoa; Arthropoda; Insecta; Diptera; Drosophilidae. The record is from RefSeq and is a predicted model, not a curated record.
CAGUCUAUCGCUCGCCUACUAAUUCAUUCAUUACUUUCUAUUAUUUGUUGUAAAUAUUUUUGUUUUAAAAUGCUAUAAACUGCGCGUAAAACGUAUCCCAAAUAGUGCAACAUGAGGCUUUAAGGUGUCGGCUAGGCUUUAUGCAUGUUGUUUGCCGCGUAACAAAAGCACAAUUGCGUUUUUUCCACCUGCCAAGUGUGCGCACAACACAAGGACGGGGGCCAGAGAUUGCUGUGCUGUGCUGUGUCGUCGUCGUUGUCAUUUCCCAGUGCCAAAUACAAAAAAAGAGCUAGUUGAAUAGCGUCCAUGAGUACCUGGCAUAAAACAAAAAGAAGGCAACACCAGGUGUAAGAAUCAGUCAGCAAGGCGAUGACGAUGAAUAUACAUUAGUUUUGAAAUACGUACACGACAUACAUAUCUAUGUAUAGCUGGAAACGCAAACUGGAAACGAGAAUACUCAGCGCACAAAAAUUGCAAGAUAAGAAUUAAUUAAAUACAUGCCAAAAUAACAAUUAAAACAAAAACAACAAUCGCAACGGAAACAAUGAGUUGGCUACGAACCAGUCCAUUGCGUCAGAGUCUUACACGACACAGUGGCAGCUCUGGCGGCAGCAGCGGCAACUCUGGCAGUAGCCACACUAUUCAACGACCCAUCGAUGCGGCUACCGAUUGUGAUCCCCGUGCCUGCUACGAUAGCUUUUGCAAGCACUGGCAACAGGCUCAUGAGAUCAUACAACACUCGGGCGGUCCGCCUACGCAUGACGAUGUACUGGGCGUGGUGUCGCAUCUGGACUAUAUGGUAACGCUGCUGCUGGUCGAACUGCAUCAUUGCAACAAAGUGUCACUGCCCACCACGGAUGCAGCGCCUCCAGCGGCACCUUGUCUGGAAUUUCUGCUCAGCGAGAAUCUGCUGGACAAGCUCUACGAAUGGGCGAGCACAACAGGACGCUAUGCCAACGCUGUACGGCUGGAGCAGCUGAAGUUGUACGAGUUACUUGUCAGCCAUUCGCGUCAUCAGCUGCUGUGUCACGAGCCGUUUUUGCGGCCGCUGCUCAAAAUCUUAGCGUCGAGUCAGGGCGAGAUAUUUCCGCCAGAUCUCGAGAAACGUUUGGUCAUACUGCUCAAUCAGUUGUGUGUGGUGCUAAUGCAGAAUGUGCAUCUGCUGGAUCUGUUCUUCUUCUCGGCACAGACGCAAGUGCAGGAGCAAAUACAAAACGGUAGCCUGCCGCAGCCCAAAAGCGGCACCACCACCAACUUCAUAAUCUUCUCCCUGCUCAUACCAUAUGUGCACCGCGAGGGCAGCUUGGGACACCAGGCACGCGAUGCGUUACUGCUUUGCAUGGCGCUGUCGCAGAAGAACUCCAACAUUGGCCACUACAUUGCACAAUACUCGUCCAUUUGCCCUCUACUCGUCACUGGCCUUGGUGGCCUCUAUUCUCGGUUACCCAACAGCAUUGAGAUUAGCUCGAUUGAUUGGCAUCGCAUUACCCCAGAUGAUGUCACCGAAAUACCCGAGUUGACCUUGUUUAUGAGCCUGGAGUUUUGCAAUGCUGUUGUCCAAGUGGCCCAUGAGAUGAUCAAACAACAGCUGUUGGACUUCAUGUAUCAGGGCUUUAUUGUACCGGUCCUUGGACCAGCGAUACUCCAGACACUGAAGGGCAAACAUUUUCAGACGAACAUCGACUCACAAAUCUCAGCCAUGUCCUAUCUGGAUCUGAUACUACGCUCCAUCACCGAACCGGGACUGAUGCGUGCCUUUGUCAAGUUUUUGCUCGACACGGAAAAGUUCGAUGGUGAACGUAUUCUGGAUGCGCUUGUAGAGCGUCUCCAUUCACCAGAUGCCAAUCUCUGCAUGGUUACGAUGGCGCUGUUUGAUACGCUACUGGGAUUGCAUUGUGAAGAUCUGAUGCUGGAGCUGCUGUUAAAGUAUAUGCUGCCGGGCAAACAUGUGCCUAUUUCACAUCGCCACAAGAUCAACAAAAUCGAUCCAUAUCUGAACACCACCGAGUUCUUUUUGGAACUCACCCCGGAUGUGAUGAAGCGUGCCCGCGAUUUAGCGCGUCCAAAGAGUGUGGAUUUUAACGCUGAACCAGCGGCAGCUUCCUCUGUGUUGCCCAAUUUGCCUUCGCCGGUGAUGAGCAAAACUAUUGGCGCCAACUGGAACUAUUAUGGUCACUAUGCGGGCGACAGUCUGUAUGCCAACAUUCAAGCAUAUCUCUUUGAGGCGCAUUCGCGAAUCGCACAAUGUCAACGCGAUUGCGUCAAGUGGGCGAACAAUUAUCGCUAUCAGAAGUGGCCACGACAAGGACAAACGCGUGCCACAGCACAUGCCUUGGAGCUAGCCAGGCAGUUCUUCAGCGAGUUUGGCAGCACAGCGACGCCGUUGGCUGUACCAGCUGUGAGUGAGCUGGGCGAAAAGCAACUGGAUAGCUUGCAAUCUAUUGGCGAAUCGAGUGGCUAUGAAUCGUUCAAGUGGCGGCCCGCAGAUGAUGCAGACGAUGGCAAUGAUGGGACCAAUAAUAAUAAUACCACUGUGACCAGCGAAACGGAUCUGGAGCAGAGCAACAGCAGCAGUCAUCAUAAUACCAGCAGCUUGAGCAGCGGGCGACGCGAUUCGUGGCGUAUUUCACACAGCACACGCAAUGAACUAUUGCUCACAGAUUUAGAUUUCUCGGAGGAUUUGUUUGCGCAGGGCACCGUAAGCUUAGGUCCCUUUCUCAAUGCCAUUUGGGGCAAACUGCAAACCUUCACGAGCAACUCGCUGUACGUCAACCUGCAUCUAACUGGUCUGAUUACACGCCUCGCCUGGUAUCCAUUGCCUUUGGUACACUCUCUGCUGCUUCGAUCAGACAUUGCCAUCACCUCGGAUACGCCGUCGUUUCAUCAAGUGUUGCGCAUGCUGAAGCAGCAAAUUGAUGCCGAGUUGCCAGUGGCUGAGAAUUCACUGGAAAUUAUCGAUGUUGCGCGUUCGUAUCUGAUUGAUCGCGAGUUUCGUUUGGUCAAUGCGCGCAAAGUAAGCGACAAUUCGCCCCUGCAUCAGCAACAGCUGCAGCACCAGCAGCACGGCCACAACACUAGCAGCCAGCAGUCGGGUCAUCACCGUUCCACAUAUGCCACACUUUCGGCAGCGACACCAGUGCAGGCUUCCCCAAGCAGCGCCUAUGAUCCGUUUAGACGCAGUGACAAUAAGCGACGCAGCAUCAGCAAGUCCAUCACAAGUAUGUUUAGCCGCAGAUCCGCUUCAUCCACAGCGCAGGCAGCGCCAGCAGCUGCAACCACAACGAACUCGACUUCAUCUGGCUUAUCACAAAUUUACGCAUUCUUCACCGGCGCCGCUUCCACUCUUGUGGGCGGACCAAACAACACGGACAUGACUCGCGGCUCAGCGCAGGACACUGCAAGGGGCAACACCUGUGAGACAAGUCUGAGCACCGCGCCACAGGCAAGUGGCGCAGGAACAGGCACGGGUAGCAACAACAGCUCCACACAAACAUUAUCCGGUCCCCACUCGUCAAGCACGCUGCUUGGCGGCGAAAGUGGCGCAGCAAGCUUUAAUUCGGAACCCGUAUCAUUGGAUUCAGUUGCCUCGAUGGGCAUCAUUGCCAAUACUAGUGGCACGGAGCGCUCUCGUGAUUUGGCCUUAUGUGCUGUGCUAUUAGAUGAGUGGCUCAAGGAACUGGCGGCUAUUGCGCUGGAGCAGAGUGUAGUGCUCGUAACGGAGCAGCUGCUUUGACAACAACGGCAAAUGCACAAUAGUGAUUAUCGGAUUUGUUGACGUUUAUUUAUUUUGGAAAACCAGUUCAAUUAUUUUGUAAUCUUGCUGUUAAAUUAUCAAAAAUUGUAUUAGUCUGUAUUUCGUACGAACAAAAUGGCACUUUUGAACAGAUUUACCCUUUAAAAAGAAAAACAAAAAUAAAAACAAUCACUCGUUAAUCUAAUAUUUUAGUUUAAGGUUUAAAGUUGUAAUCAAAACAUGUUGCUAGCUGACAGAAUCGACAAUUUUUAAGUGUUCAAAUGUAAAAAAAGAAACAAAAAUUAUUCUAAUUACAAGCAAUAGGCAUAUAUAAAUAUAUUACAUAUAUAUACACCUUUAUAUAAAUGAAGUUGGAUAUUAGAUGAGAAAGUUUUUACACCACAGCAUACCAUUUAAAUAUGUA